CCUUGCUUUAGAUAAAUGAUGUUAAAUGAUCUGUACACAUCCUCUCCAUUCUGUCACAGGGUGGAGUCUUUAGGUUGUGGAGCCCUGUAUCAGAGUGAUGACUCACAGGGGACUUGUGAACUCUGUGCUAAAGUUCCAGACACCAACCACUGGGUCCUGGUGAAGCCUGAACUCUCUAUAGGGAAAGAUCUCUCAACCUACAGCCUGAGCUCUCCUACAGGGAGCUAUGAGUGUUCAGAGUCUGGUCUGCGCUGGUCAUGUGCUGGUCCAGUCACGCUGCAGUACUAUGAUUUGCAAUGGGAACUCUACUGUGAAGAGAUAGCAAACAUGCAUUACAGACCAGCCGGUUCUCUGAUGGACAUCAGGCUGAUGUCAGGAGAGCUGGAGGAGAUCCAUCUUCCACAUUUCCUGUGUUUGGGGGAUUGUGAAGCAUCUCUGCAUGAUGCUGUGAGGGUCCUGCAUGGUCAGGACAGUGGAGUGUGUCUGGAGGUGUGUGAGCUGACCCGACACCAUGUCAAGCUUACCCACCCCUCCUUGUCCCCUCUGGGCUUGCUUCUGAAGACUGGCAUUCCCAUUAGAGUCCACUGUGAGCAGCUGCUCUUCAAGACCUGCACCUCUCCCCUCACUCUCCAUGCCUACCUGGUUCCCAAAGAGCGAGCAGCGCUUCGAGCCGUGGAGGACCAGGAGAGGAGCAGUGGGGUGAAGAUCUCCAAGCCCAAGCCGGAGAGAUCUCUCGGGAUGAACAGCUGGUUCAGCAUGAGGACGUCCUGCCCAUCCACCAUCACCCCCGAGAAGAUCAAGCUGAGGUACUGCAGCUUCAGUCCAAACUUCUUUGAUGUAUAUUUCAAGCAGGCAGAGGAGGCCUUUGAGAUGGAGUUAGUCUGCCUGGAAACCGGCAUGUCUGUUUGGAGAGCUGAGAUACGGAAAAAUGAUUAUAGGCAGACCAGUCAGGAGGCCAUUUCAGAGGGACAGAACAAUGAUCAAUGUCAAACAUGUGGUAACCACAGGGACACCUCAGAAAAAAAGAAAAGCGAUUUUUGCACUGGGGGCAGUUUGCGCAUCUCAGGGAUAGAGAGAGAUGAUCACUACCAGACCAGAGGAGUGGACAGGAACAUCUCAGAGGUUGCAGCAUUUGUGGACAGGCACAGAGUAAAGCUCAUUCGCAGCGUGCGUAACGUGAUGCCCAUUGCAGAUGUGCUGCUCUCCAAGGGACUGGUCCACUUUGAGAAGUAUUCAGAGAUCAAAGCAGCAAUCACCCCUCAGGCAAAGAUGCGAGAGAUCUAUGAGUGUCUGCGCUCAGCUGGAGCUGAGGGGAAAGCAGCGUUCUAUGGAGUUCUACUGCAGGAGGAGCCCCACCUGCUCCAAGACCUGAAAACGCUACCAUGUGUGUCUCCUGGGGAGGGACACCUGGAAAUCACACCCAUCCGCACUGAAUGCACAGCAGGGGGAACUGCCACCGUGCGUCGCCUGAUGCAAAGCAGUACAGAGACAGCGGCAGUAGUGAGCUCCACCGAGCAGAAGAGAUCACCCUCUUCUGUAUUUAACUGUGUGUCCAUCAAGAGUGGCUUGGCCAUGGACCAACCACCCCGUUUAGAACAUUCUCCUGCUCAUCACAGGUCAGGUGGUCCUACCCAAAGACCAGUGUUCCCAGUGCCCAGCUGUGUGUCCAUGAAAAGUGACAACUCCAUGGACCAGCCACCCAAAUUAGGAGAGGGACAUUCUCCAGCCGGUCAAAGUGGUCCACACCAAAGACCAGUGUCCCCAGUGCCCAGCUGUGUGUCCAUAAAAAGUGACAACUCCAUGGACCAGCCACCAAAAUUAGGAGAGGGACAUUCUCCUGCCGGUCAAAGUGGUCCACACCAAAGACCAGUGUCCCCAGUGCCCAGCUGUGUGUCCAUGAAAAGUGACAACUCCAUGGUCCAACCCUUGGCAUUUAAAGGCCAUGCAGCUACCAUAGAGAGCCCCAUCCAGCAGGUGAGAUCACCCUCUCCCGAAGCGAGCUGUGUGUCCAUGAAAAGUGACUGGUCCAUGGACCAACCACCCAAAUUAGGAGAGGGACAUUCUCCUACUCGUCAAAGUGGUCCACACCAAAGACCAGUGUCCCCAGUGCCCAGCUGUGUGUCCAUGAAAAGUGACAACUCCAUGGACCAGCCACCCAAAUUAGGAGAGGGACAUUCUCCUGCCGGUCAAAGCCCUAUCCAGCACAAGAGAUCACCCUCUGCCGAAGCAAGGUGUGUGUCCAUGAAGAGUGACAACUCUAUGGACCAACGACCCCGUUUAGGACAAGGACAUUCUUCUGCUCGUCACAGUGGUCCACACCAAAGACCAGUGUCCCCAGUGCCCAGCUGUGUGUCCAUGAAAAGUGACAACUCCAUGGUCCAGCCACCUUACAUAGGAGAGGGACAUUCUCCUGGCAGCCAAAGCUUCCAGACUGAGGUAGACUCAUGCACAUCGGACCAUGACUUGACCAUGACUUCACCUGAUACCUCUUACCACGAAUCUGAGGAAGAGGAUCUGACUGAUAACAGAUCUGACUUUACACUCUCUGAGGAGAUAAUCCAAGAGCAACUUAAGUCCCAUCUUAGAACCAAACUACAGCAUGUCCUCAAAGGUCCAUCCAACCCUGUUCUUCUGAGUGAGAUCUACACCGAGCUCUACAUCACCGAGGGGGACAUGGGGGAGGUCAAUGAGGAGCAUGAGGUCAGAGAGAUUGAAGCAGCAUCCAGGGGAAAUACAGAAAAUACACCCAUCAAGUGCAGUGAUAUCUUUAUGCCACUGCCAGCGCAGUGCAAAACCAUCAGAACAGUUCUUACAAAGGGCAUUGCUGGCAUAGGAAAAACUGUGUGUGUGCAGAAGUUUGUACUGGAUUGGGCUGAGGGGACUGCUAAUCAAGAUAUCAAAUAUAUAUUUCCACUGUCCUUCCGCGAGCUAAACUUACUGAAAGCUAAGCAAUUCAGUCUGCCCGAGCUUCUCAAACACUUUGUUGGUGAAUUCGAAAGUGUUCCAGUUUUGGAAGAUGGUCAUCAUGAGGUUCUGCUCAUCUUUGAUGGCUUGGACGAAUGUCGGCUUCCGCUGGCAUUUAAGGAAAAUCAGAAACUGUGCAAACCAACAACAGCAGCAUCCGUGGAUGUUCUGCUAACAAACCUCAUUCAAGGACACCUGCUUCCCUCUGCUCUCAUCUGGAUCACUUCACGACCAGCAGCAGCUGGCCGAAUACCCCAAGACUGCGUGGACAGGGUCACAGCAGUCCACGGGUUUGGUGACCAACAGAAGAAAGAAUACUUCAGAAAACGGAUCAGAAAUCAAACUCUUGCUGAGAAAGUAAUAACGCACAUUGAGUCACUGAGGAGCCUCCAUAUCAUGUGCCACAUUCCUGUCUUCUGCUGGAUUUCAGCCGCUGUUCUAGAGAGAUUGUUUGAGGAAGAAGACGUUAGUGCCAUUCCCAAGAAUCUGACACAGAUGUACACACAUUUUCUGGUCAUUCAGACAGACAUCAAAAAGAAGUACAAAGAGAGAAAAGAGACAGAUGAAGAAGAGAUAAUCUUCAAACUGGGGAAACUGGCUUUCCAACAGCUGGAGAUGGGCAAUCUGAUCUUCUAUGAGGAAGACCUGAGGAAGUGUGGCAUUGAUGUCACAGAGGCAUCAGUGUAUUCAGGAGUGUGUACCCAGAUCUUCAGAGAGGAGUGUGGACUGUGCCAGGGGAAGGUGUUCUGCUUCGUGCAUCUGAGCAUUCAGGAAUUUCUCGCAGCUCUGUAUGUGUUAUUGCACUUCUACUCCAAGGAGUCUGAGGGACUUCCAAACUCCAACCUGGCUAGUCUGUUCACCGCAUCAACUCUUUCAGGCCUUCAAAUAAUCGCAGUGGACAAAGCCUUGCAGCAGCCUAAUGGAGAUCUCGACCUGUUUCUGCGCUUCCUUCUGGGUCUCUGUUUUAGUGCUCUCCAGCCUGACCAAACUCUUCUGCAGUCCUUUUUCCCACAUAUCAGGAGCACUUCAUCCAGCAAUGCUGCUGUUAUCGACUACAUCAAGACCAGAAUUCAGAUCAACCAGUCCCCAGAGCCGUCCAUCAACCUGUUUCAUUGUCUAAAUGAACUAAAUGACGACUCUCUGGUGGAGGAGAUCCAGGAGUACCAGAGGUCCAGACGCCUGUCGAAAGUCACUCUUACUCCAGGGCUGUGGUCUGCACUGGUGUUUGUGCUGCUGAUGUCCAAGAGCAGUCUGGAGGUGUUUGACUUGGGGAAAUACUCGGCACGUCCGUCAGAUAAGAGCCUCUUUCGGAUGCGUCCAGUGCUGAGGGAGAGCAGAAGAGCUGAACUUGCUUCCUGCAACCUGACAGAGAAUAGCUGUGAAACUCUGGCCACAGUCAUCAGCUCACACAACUCUCACCUCAGGGAGCUGGACCUGAGUGACAAUAACAUUCAGGAUGCUGGAGUAGCAUUGCUUUCCAGUGGCAUUGAGAAAGUCAGCUGUAAGCUAGAGAAACUUAGUUUGUCGAAAUGUGGAAUUGGACCGAGUGGCUGUGAAUCUCUUCUGUCGGCCAUAUUACGGAAUCUCAGUCAUCUGACAAGUAUUGAUCUGAGUAACAAUCACCCAGGACACAGUGGAAUGAGUCGACUGUCUGAAGUGCUUCAGACCCACCAGUGUCGCAUAAAUGAACUAAAGUUAAUCAACUGCAGCAUCACACAUAACAGUUGUCAACUGUUAGCUAUGGGUCUUGGCUCAAAAAACUCAAGUUUAAGAUAUCUUGACUUGAGUGGAAACAGCAUUGAGAAUAGAGGUGUCAACAAACUUUGUCAUGGUUUAAGGAACUCCAAUUGCAAACUUAGCUCUCUGAGGUUGAGUAGCUGUAAUGUGGGAGAGACGGGCUACCAAGCUCUAGCCUCAGCUCUAGCUUCAAACCCCUGCAGCCACCUGACAGAGCUCUUCAUCAGCUAUAACGAGCCUGGAGAUUUGGGCUUACGUGAACUUGAAAAAGUAAAGCAGCUUCCACAGAGCAAACUAAAAGUUCUCAAAUUUACACAGACUUCACUGUCCAAACUACGAGAGGAGGAAACCAGCCAGGACACAGCAGCAACUCACAGAGAUUCCUAAGGGGGAUCGGGUCCCAACCAUGAUUGAUCUCUAGUGCCAAGGGCUCAGUCCAUUGUAGGGCAUUAAGAUCCAGCAGGCAACAGAGGCACACUAGGCAGGGAGACAGCACGAGUCUGGGGGUAAGGAGUAAGGACACUUAAAUGUAAACUUUGUGAGCAAUGUCCCCAAGAAAGGGCAAAGCCCAAAACAGGAUAUGGCAAGUGACGACUAUAUCAUCUUUAGGAGAAUGUGGUGCUUGAUAAUCUUGGGACUUCAAAACGAACUGCAGAGGAUCGCAGAGUGGAGUCAGGAAUAUCAGACACCUCAGUAUGUGGGGGCACUUUUUACUGGGUACUCUUUUCUUCACCUUCUCAGGGUAGACUAGCAUGAUUGGGGACCCAUGUGAGAUGAGAUGAGAGGAAAUGAGUGAGGGAGAGAUGGGAAAUGACCUUAGAUGCAAUCGGGUGUCUAAACCCAGGUUAAGUCAGGUCUUUCAGGAAGGUCAGAUCUUCAAAGAGGAACUAUGCCGUUUUUUUUUUAGCUUAAUUUACCUUAACUUAACAGCUUCAGAGUCAUUGGAAUGGUUAUGUGACUUUCUCUGGGUUGAAUGGUCUUCUGUGGCUUAUUUAUCUGGGUUUCAUUUUGUCUACAGGAUAAUUCUCCUUUUGACAGUAGUGUCCAAAGGCACACUUCUGGUCUUUUGUACAUUGUCAAUAAAAAAAUCACAAAACA
Messenger RNA from Alosa sapidissima (American shad), 5799 nucleotides. RefSeq lists its product as uncharacterized. Bases 16 to 5088 code for a protein of 1690 amino acids. Gene Ontology annotation, molecular function: protein binding. NCBI's taxonomy places the organism in Eukaryota, Metazoa, Chordata, Actinopteri, Clupeiformes, Clupeidae. Gene Ontology annotation, biological process: regulation of apoptotic process; inflammatory response; innate immune response. The transcript is spliced from 17 exons. The record is from RefSeq and is a predicted model, not a curated record.